Messenger RNA from Microplitis demolitor, 3000 nucleotides. It is a transcript of the gene Prp40, whose product is annotated as pre-mRNA-processing factor 40 homolog A. The coding region runs from base 167 to 2899 and encodes 910 amino acids. Gene Ontology annotation, biological process: mRNA cis splicing, via spliceosome. Gene Ontology annotation, molecular function: protein binding; RNA binding. The transcript has 3 exons. Gene Ontology annotation, cellular component: U1 snRNP; U2-type prespliceosome. The record is from RefSeq and is a predicted model, not a curated record. Lineage: Eukaryota; Metazoa; Arthropoda; Insecta; Hymenoptera; Braconidae.
UCACAGAAACUCAUGGGGACCCGAGAGUAAAAAGUUUCAAAAACAUUGAGUACAUUUUGUAUACUAAAAAUAACGAAGGUGUAGACGUAAAUAUUUAAUUUAUUAAAGAAAUUAAUUUAUUUUAAAUGUUCUGACUAAAAUCUCCAGCUCUGACUACCAAACCACUAUGUCAUCAAAUGACAGCUUACCUCCAAACCCUGCAUCAGCAGCAACCAUACCACCUCCCCCUGGGUUUCCAGCAGCAGCACCCGGGUUUGUAGCACCGAUGCUACCCACAGCCUCAUUUAUUCCGCCAUCACUUCAUUCUACCUCAGGUCCACCAGGUAUCAUGCCUCCACAAUUUACGAUUCCGCCUCCAGGAUUCGGUUUUCCAAUGGGUGCGCCAGCGGCUCCUCAUCAUCACGCCGUCAUAGCAGCACCUUCACAAAUAACCGCCAGUGCGAUGGUUAAUUCCCAGCCACCAGCAACACCAGCAGUUGAUUCCGCGUUGCCAGCAUCAGUUCCAGUUACAGAAGUUGCGGCAACAGUUCCAGCAGCUGCGGUGGCUAAAAAAAGCGACUGGUCUGAGCAUAAAGCACCAGAUGGUAGAACGUAUUACUACAACGCGACUACAAAACAGUCACUGUGGGAAAAACCUGAUGAUUUAAAAACUCCCAAUGAACUUUUACUGUCCCAGUGUCCUUGGAAAGAGUACAAAUCUGAAAAUGGUAAAGUUUAUUACCACAAUGUCAUAACUAAGGAAUCUAGAUGGACGAUACCAAGUGAAUUGGAAGAGUUAAAAAACAAAAUAGUCGCUGAUGAAGUAAAUGCAGCAGCUACCAAGUCAUCAACACCAUCAGCUAUUGAAGGAGACGCGCCCUUGCCAACAACCAAAUCAACUAGUCAGGAUGUUGGUGGUGCUAAUGGUAAAUCAGCUAUUGAACAAGCGAUAGCAGCAACUUUAGCGGCAAUAAACAUUCCCACGCCUCCGAAUACCACCGCGACGUCAACGAACUCGACAACUGCCACGACCUCGACGCCGGCAAUCACUAAGCUGGUAGCCGCUGAUGAAGACAGCAAUAAUUCUGCUAAAGGUUCAGCUAACGGAGCUGCCAGUGGUGCUGGCAGCCGCACCAGUACUCCAGAGCCCAAGCUGCAGUUCAAAGACAAAAAGGAGGCUAUCGAGGCUUUCAAGGAACUUCUCAAAGAACGAGAUGUUCCUUCCAACGCGACCUGGGAGCAAGCUGUCAAGAUGAUACAGAACGAUCCCCGGUAUCCGCAGAUGAAGAAACUAAACGAGAGGAAACAAGCCUUCAAUGCCUACAAGACCCAGAAGCUGAAGGAAGAGCGGGAACAGGAACGACUGAGGCUCAAAAAAGCCAAGGAAGAUCUCGAACAAUUUUUACUGGACCAUGAUAAGAUGACCAGCUUUACUAAGUAUUACAAAUGCGAAGAAAUGUUUGGUAAUUUAGAAAUUUGGCGCGCUGUCGGUGAUGCAGAUCGUCGUGAUAUUUACGAGGAUGUUGUAUUUAGUUUGGCCAAGCGCGAGAAGGAAGAAGCCAAGCAAAUGAAGAAGAGAAAUACCAAGAAGUUGGCGCAGGUACUGGACACUAUGACCGAUGUCACUUAUCGCACUACUUGGCAAGAAGCCCAAGCUCUGCUGCUUCAGUACUCCCCGUUUGCUGAAGACGCUCAUUUGCUGGAGAUGGACAAAGAAGAUGCGCUCCUAGUUUUUGAUAAUCAUAUAAGACAGCUGGAGAAAGACGAGGAAGAAGAAAAGGAACGUGAGAAAAAACGACGGAAACGUCAGGAACGUAAAAAUCGCGAUGGAUUCAUCAGUCUGCUCGAUGAACUCCAUGAGCAGGGUAAGCUGACGUCGAUGUCACUUUGGGUCGAAUUGUACCCGAUGUUGUCUGCUGAUCUUCGGUUCUCGACGAUGCUCGGCCAGCCGGGCUCGACUCCUCUAGACUUGUUUAAAUUUUAUGUCGAGGAUUUGAAGUCGCGGUUCCAUGAUGAAAAAAAAAUAAUACGUGAGAUAUUGAGGGACAAGGGCUUUGAUGUCCAAGUCAAUACGACGUUUGAAGAAUUUGCUACGGUUGUUUGCGAAGACCGCAAGUCAGCGACUCUCGACGCGGGAAAUGUCAAGCUGACUUAUAAUUUACUGCUGGAGAAAGCUGAGGCUCGAGAGAAGGAGAGAAUAAAAGAAGAGACCAAAAAGUUCAAGAAAUUGGAGGCUGCUUUUAAGAAUCUGCUUAAAAGUUUACCGGUUGACUAUCAGAUGAACUGGGAGGAUGAUGUCAGACCCACGAUUGAAGACUCCAGUGACUUUAAGGCCGUUGGAAGUGAGGCUGAGAGGCUGAGGAUAUUCAAGGAGUAUCAGCAUGAGCUGGAGGAGAGCUGCAGCCAUCAUCAUAUCAGGAGCAAGAAGAAGAAACCCAAGAAAGUUAAGAGGAAAUCGAGGUCCAGGUCUCCUUAUAGCGAGCAAUCAGCUGUGGCCAAUGACGAUGUUGCUAGCGAACGCGGUAAGAAGAAGAGAAUGAAGUCGCGAUCGCUCAGUAUACAGAGCAAGUCUGAUGACAGCUCGGCGGAGUCAACUGGCGAGACCACCAGCGGCAGCAGAAGGUCCAAGAGACCCAGGAAAACUAAAAAGAAACGCGGCCGCAGUCACUCGAGGUCUCAUUCCCGGAUGCCGACUUCUUCUGCUGAAGAAGAAUCGCCCCCGCAGAAUGAACGCAAGAGAAAAGAAGACAAACGAGGCAGGUCGGGCUCCGUGGCUGUUCCUGGUCCUGAGUACAGGGAGAGCCCAGCCAAUGGAGGACACAAAGAAGUUUCCCAGCAUCAAGAAUUGUCUGAAGAUGAGUUGGAGAACAAACGCGCUCAGUUGCUAAGAGAAUUACAAAUGCAACAAGAAGAUAAUUGAAUUUGUCUUUAUAAAUAAUUUUCAUGUCAUAUUAAUUGAUUUUCUUAAAUUCACAUUCAUCUUUAAUUAUUAGUUGUCAAUAAAUAUUAUUAUUAAUUAUU